GGCCCUUCACUUGGAUAUAUUUGUGGAUAACAACCACCCUGUCCUCUUUCUUUCUCUUUCACCCCACUUAGGCCUUCAUCAUUUUUUUUUGUUCUUUUUAUGCCUUUUCCCUAUAAAACCCCAUUCUAAAUAUCUUCCAAAAAUAUCUCUCAACCCUACACUUCUUUUUCUUUUCGCUCUGUUUUUUUGGUUUUCUCAAAAAUGUGCCAUAAGCAUCAAUUCCCUUGUUUGCAUUGCCACCCACAUGACUACAUUAGAAUGGUUCAACAUAUGAUAGAGAGCUGUCUGGUUUUUCAGAUGAGCAAAGAUAAGUGCGUCGAAGCACUUGCUAAGCAUGCCAACAUUGAACCAGUCAUCACCCUAACAGUUUGGGAGGAGUUGCUUAAAGAGAACAAAGCCUUCUUUCAAGAGUAUUUCCAGGCUUUAUCUCCGAGGCAGAGCUCUGUUGAUUGAAGCUCUGCAUGCGGAUGAUUGAUGCAGUUCAGCAGAGAGUUCCCACUCAAAAUAUGACUGCUUUCAGAAGAAGAAAGCAUUGGCAAAGAUUCAAAUAGCAAAAACAUCAUUAUCGAAAGCUCCAUGAAUGAACUUCUAGAUGUAAGACCUUGUUUAGAAAUUUAAUAACUGAGCAGGAACUUGAGAGACCUGAGAUACAGCCUUCAGACUACAAAUUAUAACCGCGUAUAAUAUGCAGGUUUGUUUCUGCUUUUAGGACCUGAUAAAAAUUGUAAGCACGGUACCAGCUAUUUCAAGCAUAUAUCUGUAUGUCAAUCGGAUUCAGGGCCGAGCAUCUUUAGUACAA
Gossypium raimondii (Peruvian cotton) is the source of this 799-nucleotide messenger RNA. RefSeq lists its product as uncharacterized. Bases 202 to 453 code for a protein of 83 amino acids. The transcript has 3 exons. NCBI's taxonomy places the organism in Eukaryota, Viridiplantae, Streptophyta, Magnoliopsida, Malvales, Malvaceae. The record is from RefSeq and is a predicted model, not a curated record.